Messenger RNA from Exserohilum turcica Et28A, 882 nucleotides. RefSeq lists its product as uncharacterized. NCBI's taxonomy places the organism in Eukaryota, Fungi, Ascomycota, Dothideomycetes, Pleosporales, Pleosporaceae. The coding region runs from base 1 to 882 and encodes 293 amino acids. The record is from RefSeq and is a predicted model, not a curated record. The transcript has a single exon.
AUGUUGUUUCUACUACUCUACCUUCUGUUUGGAUUUUCCGUUUGUGGAACCCCACUGGCUCCUGAAGGAGAACCGGACUUCAGCCUCUACUUUGACCGGAGCGAGAUCGACCCUUACAUGCGUAAUGAGGAUGGCGAGCAUGCACUGCACCAAGCUGUAACGAGACGAUUGGACGAUCAUUUCCGCACGGAUGAGGCAGCUCACGCGCUGCAUGUCCGCGGUCUGAAUAAUAAGCGUGCCAGCGCCAAGGUCACUGUCUAUUACAGACCAAAUUUGAACGACGUGUGCAUAGAAAAUGGGUUACGACGGGUGCAUGCCGCCGCAUACGUCAAUGUAUGCAUCAAUCCAAGGCAAUUUAGUGUAAUUUGCGACAUCGAUGAGGAACACGACGAGGCUCCUAUAGUUUAUGGUAACUGUAGUCCUGGCUACUUCUGCGUAACAGUCCUCAAGGAUACGCUCACGGUUGUCGACCCGGCCAACCUCCAUAUUGGCCAAGCAGUAGAACCAAUCUGCACACAAGAAGUUAAACUGGAUAUCUUUAAGAUUACCGAAAGCCUUCUCGGUUUCGUUAGCGAAUGGUGGCGUGCGCCCGGCAAAUUCAAAGUCUUCUUCGGCCGAAUGGCCCUUCAAGGGCAAACUUUGGGUACUGCCUAUAAUCUCAGAUGGGAUUGGAAGACUAUCAAUAGCAAAUUUGGCACCCAAGCGGGAUUUAAGCGUAUUUCAGACACCAGCUCUGCCACGCACCAUGAAUACGAGAUGUCUUACGACUAUAACUACCGGGGCGAUAUGCAGUUUCGGGCAGCCGUCGACUGGAAGGAGCCCCUCGGGCAUCUAGGUGUACUCACCCUCCUGGUCUAUUUCGCAGCUAUAUCUCCUAAAUGA